This is a messenger RNA of Spathaspora passalidarum NRRL Y-27907, 1287 nucleotides long. It is a transcript of the gene GPI8, whose product is annotated as GPI-anchor transamidase. NCBI's taxonomy places the organism in Eukaryota, Fungi, Ascomycota, Pichiomycetes, Serinales, Debaryomycetaceae. Gene Ontology annotation, cellular component: GPI-anchor transamidase complex. Gene Ontology annotation, biological process: attachment of GPI anchor to protein; proteolysis; protein localization to cell surface. Bases 46 to 1191 code for a protein of 381 amino acids. The transcript has a single exon. Gene Ontology annotation, molecular function: GPI-anchor transamidase activity. The record is from RefSeq and is a predicted model, not a curated record.
CACAACCAUUACUAAUAGGCAACAACGAUCUAAUUACUGUAAAAUAUGAAACUUCUAUUCCAAUUAUUGUUGACAUUUUUCAUAGUUUGCGGUAUUGCUGAAUCAACAGAAUCAGCAGAUCCGAUAUCCGAAGGCAAUUAUGAGGUUGGAAAACAUACAAACAAUUGGGCAGUAUUGGUGUCCACCUCCCGGUUUUGGUUCAAUUAUCGACACAUGGCGAAUGUGUUGAGUUUAUACCGUACCGUCAAAAGAAUGGGCAUUCCAGACUCUCAAAUAAUAUUGAUGUUAUCUGAUGACGUGGCCUGUAAUUCAAGAAAUGCGUUCCCCGGUACCGUGUUCAAUAAUAUGGAUCAAGCAAUUGAUUUGUAUGGUGACUCUAUUGAAGUGGAUUACAGAGGGUAUGAAGUAACUGUGGAGAAUUUCAUCCGGUUAUUGACUGAUAGAUGGGAUGAUGAACAACCAAGAUCCAAGAGAUUACUCACAGACGAAAAUUCAAACAUUUUCAUAUAUUUGACUGGUCAUGGGGGUAACGAGUUUUUGAAGUUUCAAGAUGCUGAAGAAAUUGGUGCGUAUGAUAUUGCUGACGCAUUUGCUCAAAUGCAUGAGAAGAAAAGAUAUAAUGAAAUUUUCUUUAUGAUUGAUACUUGUCAAGCCAAUACCAUGUAUGAAAAGAUUUACUCGCCCAAUAUUUUAGCGGUGGGAUCGUCGGCAUUUGACGAAUCCUCGUAUUCUCACCAUUCUGAUAUGGAUAUUGGUGUCGCUGUUAUUGACAGGUUCACUUAUUACACUUUAGACUUUCUUGAAAAGAUUCCAAAGGACUCUAAAGUUACAAUGGACAAGUUAUUUGAAGAGUAUACUUUUGAAAACGUUCAUUCUCACCCAGGUAUUAGAACUGACUUGUUCCAGAGAAAUAUCAGCGAAGUUCUUUUAUCAGAUUUCUUUGGCAAUGUCCAAAAGGUCAUUGUUGACAAUGUAGAAUCAGACUUGUUGUCUAUUGCUAACAACAAAUCCGAUUCCCAAUCGAGUACAAUCAAGAGAAACAUCAAGAGAGGUCCAAUAGAGUUUGGCCAUGACUCUGAAGAAGGUGCUACUUUCUUGCCAGGCAUUUCACCAAGCUUGCAAGCUAAGUUGCUAGGAGGUGCUACUGUUGUAGUAAUGCUUGGAUUGUGGUUGGUUUCACCUCAAAUAUAGUUCUUUCAUAUAAUGUACACUUGGUGUUUGUAAUACGUUAGUAAUUUUGUAGACGUUAGAGCCGCACGGAAAGAUCCCACUAACACGCGUUGUUUU